AUGGUCAAGUCCUGCUCCAGGGUCCUGCCCUGGACAACUUGUGGCAAUGACUGGAACACCGAUCUGUGUGUAGAAGACUUGAGGAACGUCACCCAUAGCAGCAACAACGGAACUACCCCGACUGUUAACAUAACCGUCCCUGUCGCACAGCGUUGGGAAAAUGUCACGCUCGCUCACUCGGCGUCUGAGGAAUUUUGGCAGUACAAUGUACUGAGUAUCUCGACCGGGUUGGACGACGUGGGGUCUGUACAGUGGCACAUAGUUGGGUGCCUCUUUGCAUCAUAUGUGCUCAUCUUUCUAUGUCUGAUCCAUGGAAUUAGGUCCGCGGGCAAGGUUGUGUAUGUGACUGCGCUGCUUCCGUACAUCCUGCUGCUGUCCAUCUUCAUCACUACAUUGCUAAAGCCUGGAGCCACAGACGGCCUUCUAUACUUCCUCGUUCCCGACUUCAAACAACUACUUGACAUACAGGUGCGCUACUACUUGACAUACAGAGACUGCCUCAUACUGACCAUGGUAUCGGAGGGAACCAGCAUCUUUUCUGGCCUGGUGACGUUUGCUGUUCUUGGAGUGAUGGCACAGAAAACAGGUGUCCCCAUUGCGAAGGUAGUUUCGACAGGUCCAGGUUUGGGAUUUGUAACCUACCCAGACGCGCUAGCCCAACUUCCGGUCCCUCAGCUGUGGUCAUUCCUGUUCUUUCUGAUGUUGUUGAUGGUUGGCUUAGAUUCUGAGUUCAUGGGUACUGAAGUGGUUGUUACUGCGUUCGUUGACCAGUAUCCAAAACGCUUGGGGAAGAGGAGGAUGCUUGUAACAGCAGGAUUCUGCCUUACGUUAUUUUUUCUUGGAAUCGUCUUCUGCACACAGGGAGGGCCGUACAUGUUCCAGCUGCUGGACUGGUAUGAAGCCUCUCUUGCUCCCAUGGUGUUCUGCACAAUGGAGUGUGUUGCCGUCGGGUGCAUAUAUGGAAUUAGACGCAUGACCAACGACGUGGAGAUGAUGUAUGGAAAACGACUAUCACCUCUCAUCAAGGUUCUCUUGGUAUUUGUGACACCAGCAGUCUUAACAAUCACAUUCAUCCUGACACUUCUCCGCUACCAACCACCAACCUACGGCAAGUACGUGUUUCCUAGCUACGCCUCUACAAUCGGCUGGAUUAUUGCAGUGCUGCCCCUUCUACCGAUACCCGUCUACAUGUGCAUGACUGUUAGGAAGCACAUGACGACAAAUUCCCUGAAGAAGAGUGUGAAUCUUGCCUUGAGUCCUGCCGAUGACUGGCUCCCUGCCGAUGUCGGAUACAGGGAGGAGUACAGGAUGCAACACCUGGCACGAAGACCAACCUUCAAAUCCAAUAUUGUGGAUAUGUUCAAGCAGUGA
This is a messenger RNA of Haliotis rubra (blacklip abalone), 1371 nucleotides long. RefSeq names its product sodium- and chloride-dependent GABA transporter 3-like. Gene Ontology annotation, molecular function: L-amino acid transmembrane transporter activity. The transcript is spliced from 11 exons. Gene Ontology annotation, biological process: sodium ion transmembrane transport. Gene Ontology annotation, cellular component: membrane. NCBI's taxonomy places the organism in Eukaryota, Metazoa, Mollusca, Gastropoda, Lepetellida, Haliotidae. The record is from RefSeq and is a predicted model, not a curated record. The coding region runs from base 1 to 1371 and encodes 456 amino acids.